Messenger RNA from Xiphophorus couchianus (Monterrey platyfish), 8720 nucleotides. It is a transcript of the gene tnr, whose product is annotated as tenascin R (restrictin, janusin). The coding region runs from base 455 to 4597 and encodes 1380 amino acids. The record is from RefSeq and is a predicted model, not a curated record. The transcript has 31 exons. Gene Ontology annotation, molecular function: protein binding. Lineage: Eukaryota; Metazoa; Chordata; Actinopteri; Cyprinodontiformes; Poeciliidae.
AGAGCAUCUUCAGCUCGCUGGAGAGAAAGAGGGAGGGAGAGAGCGAGAGAGAGGGAGCGGAACGCCGGGCUGCCCAUCCUCAUAUUUCCUUGUGCAUCUGUGUGAGGCUGUGUGAGCGGCAGAGAGGGCUGAGCACAUCUGACUCUCGUGGAGGCAGCAGGGACUCAUUCCACUUGGCCAAGAGAGAUCGAUGCUUUUACGUGGAGCUGCACAGGACGGCUGAGCACCCUCCUGCAGAAAGUCUGUGCAGCACCACCAAGAAAUUAAAGAGAACAAGAGGCAAAGACUGAGUCCAUCACAAAGCUCCGACCGGCAAAAACCCAGGGACCAACACUUCUCAACUUUAUCUUUUACACCCAAGGUGCAAGCACAGAAGGAGCUUAGUCACAAGAUAACAAGGUUCCCACGGAAAUAAAGGUGUGAGUGGAGGACAGUGGUGAAGUGUGUUGCAAGGAUGCCAGAAUCAAAGCAACUUCUUUGGACCACAGAGUUCACAACAAUGUUGGCUCUUGCUCUCCUUUUUGCACUGCAGGGUGCUGCACAUGCUGCUCCAUCAGGAGACAACAAGCUGGUUCGAACCACCAGAGUGAGAAGGCAGAUCCCAGAGGGGGAUCAGUUUCCCUCUGCUUCUUCAGUCAACCAGACGCUACGAGAGCAGCCUCUUGUCUUUAACCAUGUGUACAACAUUAACGUGCCAAUGGAGUCUCUGUGCUCCGUUGACCUGGAUGCAUCUGUGGCCCCAGAUUCUCACGCUGAGUUGGGAUCCAGACCUCCUGUUGAGGGUCCAGGGGAGCCAUCCGGGCCAACAGAAUACACAGAGCAGACGCUUGAUGCAGAGAGUCAGGUGACGUUUACGCACCGCAUCAACAUACCAAAAGCAGCAUGCAGUUGUCCAGCAAUAACCACAAUCCAGCAACUUGCCACCAGAGUGGAGAUGCUGGAGAGAGAGGUGUCCAUGCUCAGAGCUCAGUGUGGAUCUGGAUGCUGUGGGGAAGGCUCUGCCAUGGGUCGCGUGGACUUUGUCCCAGGUUGCAGCAGCCAUGGGAGCUUCAGCUUUGAUCUGUGUGGCUGCAUCUGCGAGGAAGGCUGGGGCGGCAAAAACUGCUCAGAGCCUCGCUGCCCAAAUGACUGCUCUGGUCAGGGGGUGUGCAUCGAAGGGGAGUGUGUGUGUGAUCGGGACUUUGGAGGCGACAACUGUUCAGAGCCACGAUGCCCCUCAGACUGCUCAGGCAGAGGCCUGUGUAUUGAUGGGGAAUGCAUGUGCGAGGAGUCCUUCACAGGCGAAGACUGCAUGGUUGGACGGUGUCUCAACGACUGCUCAGAUCAGGGGAUGUGUGUCAAUGGGACAUGCCAGUGCCGCCCCGGCUAUGUGGGAGAAGACUGUUCAUUGGUCUACUGCGCCAACAACUGUAGCAAGAAGGGAGUCUGCAAGGAGGGUUUCUGUGUCUGCCAGGAUGGCUUUGCUGGAGAUGAUUGUAACUCAGUGGCACCUGCCAUGAAUUUAAAUGCACGUGGAGUUACAGAUCGUACUAUCGAGCUGGAGUGGGAAGGGUCCAUUAUGGUGACAGAUUUCUUAGUGACCUACACCCCAAGCAGCCCUGGAGGUGUGCAGCUAGAAAUGAGGCUCCCAGGAAACACAACAUCUUGGAUUAUCACAGGUCUUGAAGCAGGCAUAGAGUACAACAUCAAUGUGUUUGCUGUCAUCAACAACUCAAUCAGCGUUCCCUCCAGUCUCACUGUUUGGACGUACCUCUCCAAUCCAGAUGGAUUAGUCUUCAAAUUUAUCACAGAGACAUCAGUGGAAGUCCAAUGGCAACCAUUUUACUAUUCCUUUGAUGGAUGGGAGAUCAGCUUCAUCCCCAAGGACAAUGAUGGCGGCAUGACAGCCCAGCUGCCCAGCACCAUCACCUCAUUUAUUCAGAGUGGUCUAAGGCCUGGGGAGGAAUAUACAGUCAACCUGGUGGCGCUCAGAGAGCAGGGUCGAAGCCAGCCCGUCACUGCUACCUUCACAACCUUGAUUGAUGGUCCGACUCAGCUGAUUGUGCGUGAUGUGUCAGACACCGUAGCCUUUGUGGAGUGGACACCACCAAAAGCAAAGAUCGAUCAGAUUGUGUUGCGUUACGGCCUUGUGAGAGGAGAGGGCCCGCGGACCACCUUUAGACUCCAGCCCACACUUACCCAGUACUCAUUACAGGUUCUGCGUCCUGGUUCACGGUACGAGGUGUCUGUAAGUGGAGUUAGGAAAGGAAAUGAAAGCGGCUCUAUCUCUACUGAAUUUACAACCGCUUUAUCAUUCUUCUCAGAGAUCGAUGCCCCCAAGAACUUACGGCUUGUGUCCAAGACCUCCACUACCCUCGAGCUUGAAUGGGAUAACAGUGAGGCUGAGGUGGAGGGGUAUCAGGUGGUGUACAGCACUUUAGCAGGAGAUCAGUAUGAUAAAGUGAUUGUGCCACGCAAUGAGGGUGCCACCACUAAGACUAAUCUCACAGACCUUCUGCCGGGUACGGAGUACGGGAUUGGUAUCUCUGCAAUGAAGGGUAUCAACCAGAGUACACCAGCAACGAUGAAUGCCAGGACAGGCCUGGAUGUACCCAUGGAUUUAACUGUGACAGCUUCAACUGACAACUCCAUCACUCUGGUGUGGGGUGUAGUCCAGGGUCCAAUUGACCACUACAGGGUCACCUACACAUCUUCCUCUGGUAUCACAACUGAGCUGACAGUUCCUAAAGACAUAACCACCACGACUCUGACAGACCUUGACCCUGGAACUGAAUAUACAAUCACAGUAGCAGCAAGAAGAGGGAGGCAGCAGAGCACUGCAGCAACCAUAGAUGCCUUUACAGGGAUCAGGCCUGUAACCCACCUUUACCUGUCAGAAGGGACAUCAGAUUCAGUGUUGGUGGCAUGGAGUGCCCCAGCACCACCCGCUGACCUCUUCAUUCUGAGCUACAGCUCUGCUGAUGGGACAGACACUUCUAAGGUGACACUAGAUGGCUCCAAGACGAGGUCACUGGUCCAGGGCCUGCUGCCGUCCACUCACUACACGUUCAGUUUAAUCACAAUACAAGGGGAUGUUACCUCUGAGCCCCUUACGGCAUCCCUCAGGACAGAAAUGGACCCACCAAAGGAACUGGCAGUCUCAGAUGUGACAGAAGAUUCAGUGACCAUCUCUUGGAUCAAACCACUGGCUCCCUUUGAAUAUUAUAAGCUCUCCUACCAGUCAGCCAGAGGUCGAGUGGACAGCGAGAUGAUAGACAGCGAUGUGACAAACUACACCUUGUCUAGUCUGUUUCCUGCCACAGAGUACGAGAUCAACCUCAAUGCUGUCAGAGGGAGUCAAGAGAGCAGACCUGUCACCACGUCUGUCUUCACAGCCAUGGACAUGCCUGCAGAACUGACAGCUCUCAACAUCACUCCACAAGGAGCCCUGCUAAGGUGGACCCCUCCCCUGUCCAAUGUGGACAACUAUGUGCUGACCAUCACACAUAACCAGCUGACAGCAGACACUUUCCUGGUUGAAGGAAACAAACAUGAGCACCAGCUGUCCAACCUCAAGCCAAGCACCACCUACUCUGUGGCCCUGUAUGCCACCAAAGGACCCCUGACAAGUGGCACUGUGAUCACCAACCUUCAGACACCCAUGGAUGCACCUGUGAACCUGACAGCCAGUGAAGUGAACCACCGCAGCGGUCUCAUUUCCUGGCAGCCUCCAAUCGCAGAAAUAGACAACUACAUGCUCACUUACAAAACUCCUGAUGGCAGCCGUAAAGAGCUGAUUCUUGAUGCAGAGGACACAUGGAUUCGACUGGAGGGAUUGGCGGAGAGCGCAGAGUACACGGUUAAGCUCCAGGCUGCUAGAGGGCUUGAUACCAGUGCUGUGGUUUCCACCACCUUUACUACAGGGAGCCGUCUGUUUUCAACACCUCAGAACUGUGCCCAACACCUGCUGAACGGGGAGACUGUGAGUGGCGUCUACACCAUUUACAUCAACAGAGAUCCGAGCCAAGGGGUGCAGGUGUACUGUGACAUGACCACGGAUGAAGGAGGCUGGAUUGUGUUUCAGCGUCGUCAAAAUGGUCUGACUGACUUUUCCAGGAAGUGGAGUGACUAUCGAGUUGGAUUUGGAAACCUUGAGGAUGAGUUUUGGCUUGGUCUCGAUAACAUCCAGAAGAUUGCUUCUCAGGGACGCUAUGAGCUGAGAAUUGACAUGAGGGACGGACAGGAAUCCGUUUAUGCCAGUUAUGACAAAUUUUCCAUUGGAGACGCAAGAAACCUCUACAAGCUCAGGAUAGGAGAAUAUAAUGGCACUGCUGGUGACUCUUUCAGCUACCACCAGGGCCGUCCAUUCUCAACUAAAGACAGAGACAAUGACAUCGCUGUCACUAACUGUGCCUUGUCCUACAAAGGAGCCUGGUGGUACAAGAACUGCCACCGGGCCAACCUCAACGGAAAAUAUGGCGAAUCCAGACACAGUCAGGGUAUCAACUGGUACCACUGGAAAGGCCACGAGUUUUCCAUUCCCUUUGUGGAGAUGAAGAUGAGGCCCUUCAACUUUCGCAGUAUCAGCAGUAAGAGGAGACGAUCCACCACUGUAUAAACAAACCACCUCCGCCCUGCCAAGAGUUGUGGAUAAAUGGAGUUUAGAUGAUACUGGGUGUUAAAUCUCUGCUAACUGUGCGCCUCUCUGACCGCAAAGGCAGGCUGGAAUUAAACUGUGCCACAUCUCGUUAGUGAGGCCGCAGAGACUGAAGGAAUGAGCAAUUAAACAAAGCUACUAAUAUUUCAUUUUAGCAAAUUUCAUAAAUUAAAACUUUACCAACUUGUUAUUUUAACCUGGAUACGGUCAGAAAAUAGCAGAGAGGUUUUGACACCACAUCCAAACUCUGUUGAUCUUUCCGCCUGCCCAGCAUAUGCUGUCUUUUCCUGCUGUACUUCUACUUAGAAGACAAUGUAUGUAAUUUAUUAAGUACUCAGAAUGACAAUGGUUGUAACUGCUGUAAAAAAAAAAAAAGGGGGGGGAGGGAGGAAUGCAAACGAAGAUGUUUUGGUUUAACCUUAAUAUUAGAGUUUUCCUUCCUUGAGAUGCUGAAUUGUGCUCAGAAAUGCUCCUAAGAGUAAAAUACUACGCUUUUUUUAGCCAUUACAAAAUAACACUGAAAUCAAUAAUAUAUGCCCUUAAAACUCUGUAAUAUAUAUAUAUAAAUAUAUUUUUAUAGCUAAUAUUGUGACUGAGUCCAUCUAUAAUUUGAUGCCUUGAUUUAUGAGCCUCAAUUAAGUUAACUCAAAAAUAGUAACAUACUGGACUGAGUCAGAAAAAAACAUUACACAGCAAAAUUGAAUAUAGAAAAUAAUCAUUAAUCAAAUAAUUCACCAGCAACAUCUUCAUUGCCUUGUAAUUUAUUUGUUUCAUGAGUAAUGUAAACUACUUUAGAUGAGUUACAUAAAGCAGAGGGAGAAUAAUCAUCUUCUUUACACAUUGUUAUAUAUUUGGUAGCCCUACUGAGACAAUGUCUGCACAGAGAGCAGAAACACAGCUAAGCUAUUGCAGUUCAUUCUGUUAGGUAAACACAUUUAGUUGUUCAUGGGCAUUUUAUACUCACUUGAUUUCAUUUCCAAGCAAAUUAGUCAAAAAAUAUUUUAACUUUGUUGCUGACGUAGGGAUUUCUUGCAGAAAUAAUGGCGAUAGGUGCAACAGUUAACCAAAGGCCUUCGUAAUAAAGAUUUAAUGAUUGAAAAUAAGCUCUGUUAGUUUUGUCACCAAGGCUGUCUUGAUACUGCCCCACAUUUCAAGCCCUUUUGUAGUCAUUGUGAUUCCCCCAAAUGCGAAGUGAGAUUUUCUAAAUGCUAUUCAGAACAAAGUCAGUGUGGGCAUAGUGCAGAUUUAAGUCUGGCUCCUCUCCUGCUGCUUGCUGAAAUGAGCUAAACAAAGAAAGCAGAACAGAAGAGUGAAGCCAAGUUUUCCUUGUACUCGUUUCACUGUUUAAGCUGCUUCGCGAAACAAAGAAAUCCACUAACACUGCUGGGAAUGUGUUCCUUUUAGUGGGGUUGGCGUAAUCUACGGCUUGCCAACCAACCAUGUGUUCAUGGUGGCACACAAGGCAUUCGGGGCCAGUCAGCUGACAGCAGUCUUUCUGCUUGAGUUUAAGACAGACAAAACAAACAUGACUGGAAGAAGGAAACCGAUGUCAUAGUCACUCUAAACACCAUUUUGUCUCAUUUAUUGGGUAAUCAAAUACUUUGUUUCCUAUUAUUUUCUCUAUCUCCUUUACUCUUCUCAGUAAAUCUUCUGAUUGAAGUAAACCAACCAAUCAGACUCUAUUUUUUUUUCUAGAGAUUGAAAAUAGUAGCCCUCCCCUGUUCUACUACUACUAUUACUACUACUACUAAUAUACUCAUGUAGAUAUGAAGUUGAACUGUCUUUUAUUUUCACUGACCCCAUUCGAUGGAAGCCAACAGAGAAACCCCACUGGGGAAUUCCUGCUAAAAACAGUGUAUUUCUAACCACUGUUGUGCUAAGGAAUGAAUGGAGCCUACUGCAUGUUGACUGAAAUACUACCAAGGGCUUGAGAGUGAACAACAAAUGUCUUUAGAAUAUAUUUGUGCACAUAUUUAUCUUUUGUUCUAUCUUGAAGCUGCCCCUGAAAUUACUUAAAAUAGAUUUAAAUUGCUUUUUUCCACUUUAAGCCUUUUAAUCAACAUGAAACCUUUCCCAGGUUGAUGAUUGGUUUUUUAUUGUCAGAGAAUUUCAGACUCUUUCAUGCAAUAAACUUCUCUUAGUUAUUUAUAGUGAAGUAGAUUAAUAUGUGUGUGUGUGUGCUUAUUUAAUUACCUGUUUUGAUAAAUUUCUCUUCUUUGGGAUUUGUAUAAAUGAAGAAAGGUCUGGAAGCUCUUCUUAAAGGAAACAAUUUGUAUUUUGUGUUCUGGCAAUAUCUCUCAUUGCAAACUCCAAGGUGCUUGUAAAUCAAACAAAAACAGAAUUGUCAUUUUUAUUUAUGUCCACCUGGCGGGGAAAAUAAAUACUGAACACCUAAUUUUUCUUAUGCAUAUAUUUAUAUUCAGGGUGUUGGCAUGAAAUUCACACCAGAUUCUUGUACCUAUCCAAGUAUUCCACACAUACAAAAAAAAAGAAGUUUGUUUUCUUUAUGUCAGGGGGAAAAUAAAUCAUCUGUUGGUAGUGAAAAAUACUCAAGAUUGUAGGCAUUGCUCAGGUGUGACUUUGACAAGUAUUUCUAUCCAAAAGUUUUAAAAUGUUGAAGGUUCUUGUUUGCUUCUCUAUGCUUUCUGAUCUUCAGUUAUUCCCUAGAUUUUCAAUUGGAUUAAAUUCAAUUCUAUCCGCUUUAUUUUCCGUUUCUGAAACCAGUUUAGAGUUCAAGUUUGUUGUCAGACUAAAAAAAAUCCAUAUUUUCCUUUCUCUGUUUUCUGUUAGAUGAACUCAGUCAGUAUGAUAUGCUGAAAGACAGAUACACACCAUUAUUUUCUUUGCUCCAUAUAUCAAUGGUGUUUUAGGGUGGUUUUCAGUGGCUCUUGGACAACUUUUCUGAUUAUUAUUAUUUUUUUUCACUUUAUUCUGAGAAAUUAGCAUUUGGUUACUGCUUGGGUAUGGCAGCUCCAAAGGUGCUCACUGAAGCAUUCAUAAGUUUAGAAAUACACCUGUAGGCAAUCCAGUCGCUAUGCUUUACAACAAUAAGGUUGCAGAGGUAUUAAGAGAGUUUAGUUUAUUUUCCUCAUAAUGAGACGCUUGUUGUACAACAGUUUUGUAAUGUGUUCGUAGGUUAUACAGUAUGUAGUUACAACCAAGCCAGGUGAAAUCAUUUGACACUAAGAGGGCGCAAGAGCUCUUUGCUUGAUAUCUUUACCCUAACAUCUACUGUAUUUGCUCAUAACUUAAUUUAUAUAGAUUAUGUGUUUGAUGUCUUUAAAAGCAUGGAUUACUUGGGUAGUUACCAACAUAUACUGUGAAUUUCAUGUUAAUGUCUGAUCACAAAUAUAUUUGUUGAGGGGAAAAAAUCACUGACAUGCUAAAUAUUUAUUUUAUUCACUGUAUAUAUAAAAUGGCCAAAUCUCAAUUUUUUUAAUAUUUAAAUACUGUUUCGCAUGGCACUAACUUUUGGAGAACUGAUAAUAUUUCUCUUCUACGCUGUUUUAGGAAAUUUAAUAAAUUCUUCAAAUCCAUUUUCUCUUUAAGGUAUGCCUCAAAAUGCAAUUAAAAAGAGCAUCAAAUAUUCACUUGAUUUAAAAUAGGAAUUAAUAAUAUUCUUUUUUUUUUUUGCACCAUGUAAAGUUUCAUCUGUUUGAGUCACUGUAAUUUUUUUUAAACAUCUUAAUUCUUGGAAACCUAAAGACAUUCACUGUUUAGUCAUUUGUACAGAAGAAUUGUUUAAGUUGUUGAAUUGUUCUUCAUUUUCCACUUGCUGUGACAUCAGUCACGCUCGGUCCUGUAAACUACUGAAGAAGAAAUACCACAAGUUUACAUGCUCAGUUUGCUUAAUCAAAAGACUGUAACUUGAAGUGAUCUGAACAAUGCUGGCAUGGACAUGUAAAUGUUGAUAAAAUGUGAUUUUGACUGUUUGAAAGCUUAGGUAGACUUAAACUAAGAAUUUGUUGUUGGAUAACCUUGAAUAUUACUGUCAAAUUUAGCUCUAGUUUGACUUAAACAUGUACUAUAAAGUUCCUUUUUUAAAACAUUUUCUACAUAUUAAUAAAAUAUUCAAAUACUCUCA